AUGGCUUCACUUAUUAAAAACCAGAUUAUCAAACAUCUGUCAGUGUAAGUUGUUUUGUUUUUUGUUGAUUUUUAGGUAACAGUCACUGAUGCAUCAGCUGAUGGUUAAUAUUUUGAUGAUUUUCAACGAUUAAAUAAUGAAAAUAUUAUUUAAAAGCUAUAAAUGUCUUUAUUAAGCUUUAUAAUGGUCAUAAUUUUUAUAAUAAUACAGAAAAGGUACGAUUGAUACCUAAUUAUUCAGAAAUUUUUACGAUUUUGAAAAGUUAAAUUCUAGAUUUGCCCGUAAUUUGACUCCAGACCAGAUUAGUGUGGAGGUAUUGCGCGGAAAAGGAGAGUUGAGGAAUAUAGUGUUAAAUGAGGAAGUAUUGUCGGAAAAGUUGGAGUUGCCGCCAUGGUUGAAGAUCAGACACGCUUCUUGUAAUCGAGUUACAGUCAAUAUUCCAUGGACAUCUUUGAAGAGUCUGCCGGUGGAAUUGGUAGGUAGUUUUAAUUAGUUUUGAUGUUUAGGUUUACCAAUUGAUUGUGUUUGAUCAGGUCAUACAUUAACAAGCUCACAUUGAUGAUAAAAUUUUUCAGCAUGUCGAUGAGAUCCACGUCCUUCUGGAGUUAUGUGCUGAUGAUGGCUCUGCUCAAACUAAGAAAAGUCAGGCUUCUGGGUAAGAAAAGAAGUGUUGUACUUACAUUGUAAUAUGUCAAAAUAUGGUUUUUUUGAUUUAUAUUUUGCUUUUACUGUAGCAUAAGCAUGAUGUUUGAUAUCGAUAUUGUUUUAGGUCAACAUCAUAUGGUUUUGGAGAUCGUGUAGUAGAAGGAAUGUCAUUGUUUGUGAAUAAUGUGGAGAUUGAGUUUACAUCUGAUAGAUUUAGAGGAUCUGUUAUGGUAUGUUUUCAUCACUAAAAGUUGUAAUUUUGUUUUUACUUUAUUAAGAUACAUCCUAUAUUUAUAUUGUUAUCAAAACUUAUAAAGAUACUAGUCUUUGAUAAGUUUAACAAGAUUUUAUAAUGAUUUUAAGCUAAAAGUUAUAUUGUUUUAGUUGAGCCGCUUGGAAGUAAUGUCACAGACACCGAACUGGAAGAAGGCUCCGGACCUUAAGCAUACCAGAUUCCAUGAUCAUUCCACAAAUAAAGUAAUGUUCUUCAAGCACAUCUCUUGGCAGUUACUGCGAAUUGAAGCCAGAGCUAUUGAAGGGAAAGAUAAUGGAGAUGCGACUACUUUUAGGGCUGUCAAUUCACCAUUAAGGUUGAUUACUAGUGCUGGGAAGUGCCGAGUUGUCAUUAAGAAGAGUUCUGUCGGUAAGCAGUUUUAUCUUUUUUUUUUUGGUUUUUAGGUACGACUAAAAUGUAUUGAAUUCUGACUGGAUCCAGACCUAGAGGAAGCUCACGUUACUACUUAAGCAAGGUCAUAGUGCUAAAAAUAUAAUUUUCAGACGGAUCCUUGAUCUGUGGCCGAAUGCAGACCAUUUUGGAAGAGGUGUUAUGGGUAGCCACAUUGCCGCAACUCCGUUCAGCCAUCAUGUUCGCCAAGUAUAUUGUGGAACUGAUCGAGAAGUCUCAAGAAGCGGCCAAGAAUCAGAAACCCGAGAGUUUAAAGUCAAUCGUAAGCUCAAGCAAGAAGUUUUUCCAGGAUGGGAGUCCUAGUCUCUUUAAGGUAGCUUUCUUUCUUUUCUACUUAUUGUUAAUAUUGGGAGAAGGUAUGUUAAUAUUGAGAGACGGUGAUGAAGUUAAUAUGGGAAUGGUCAUGGUGAUGUGGUAGGUCAUGGUGAAUAAUAAUAGUGUUAUAAUAGUGUAAAGUUGUUUCUGAACGAAAAGUUUUUGAAAUUAUGGUUUUUAUUAAUAUACUGAGUUUUUGUGAAGGAUAAUGUAAUUUUUUGUAUGAUGAAAAUGAUCUUUAUGCUAUAGAAUAUUUGGUUACCGCUUAAGCCGCUUGUCUAUAGAGUCUUUCAAGUUUUUUAAUACCUAAAGUAAUAUCUACGGCUUUUGUAUGGGCUUUUUAUAGAAGUUUUGCUAAUUUAUUGUUUAAGCUGACGCUUUUUUUGGCUUUUUAGUAACUUAUGGUUAGCUUCUUACUACUUCUACCAAUUUAAGUAAAGCUUCUUAACUAGAACUACUGCUUAGCACAACUACCUUUAAUAUUGUUAUUCAUAAUAUCUUUAUUUUCAGAACUCAAGUCGCACAGUGGUUGAGCAAAACCGUGAAAUGUCACAACGCUACAAGACGAUCGACUUUAAUCAGUCUUCGAAUCAUGUCUACAUUAACAGAAUCGACUUACAUUUGUGUGAUGAUGGCACUACUGACGACUUCCCAACCGAUUGGGACAUUAACAAUGGUGCUAUUCAGAUGGUGUUGACGAGACUUUCACUUGACAUAUAUCCAAGUCAUUCACCGCUUUGGAAGAGGGAGGAUUGGGUACGGUACGAUGCAACCAAUUCUUGUGCCAAUGAAGCUGAAAAACUGGUGGUAUCACAUUUGGCAAAGAUCUGCGAGAUGAUGAGUAAGUUUUUUGAAUUUUUUUGUUGGUUUUUAGGUCGAUUUCUACACAUUGUUUGAUUAAAGGUUGAAAAUUUUAGCUUGUGAAUUAAAUUUUUGUAAAUUGAAGUUUUGUUAUUAUAAUAAGGAUUGAUUAAAAAGCAAUUUAUUGUUGUAGAUGACGGUGACAAACGCCAAUUCACCCAAGUCUGCCAAGACCUUCGAUCCCAACAUAUUGUAAUCAGAAUCGACGAUCUUCUGGUUAACUGUGUAUCUCAACAAACCUCGAAGAAGGAACAAGUCGUUCCUAUGAUCCACCCCGACACUACUGCUAGACAAACCCUACCCAAUCAAACCCCGAUCUUCCACAUGGAACUCGCCAGUUACUAUUACCUGAACCCGACCAGCUUUCCCGUACCUCCAAACGCCUCCCACAUGGUUAUUGGUCCUCUAAUUGUCAGUGUAGACCCACGAUCGGUCCGAUGGCUGGUGUAUGUGAGUGAGAAUCUACUGAAUGUUGUUGAUGUGAAGAAUCUUCAAAAAGACCCAACACCGACUGACACGAGGAUAGAGGUGCUGUUACCGAGAGUCUACUUUGAUCUACCAGUACCAGAGGACGAUAACAGAUAUCCAAAUAGACUAUCAGUUUCUUUGUGUACUGUAACUGCUACGAACUAUCAUUACGAACAAACUCCACAGGCUGAUGUUGUACCUUUUAAGCAGUUCAGUGAAAAGGCAACCGAAUUUAUGAAGAAUUACGACGAAAGCUUGGUUCAGCAUGUUAUUAAUGCUCAGAAGGUGCUGAGGAAUGACGGUAAGGACACGAAAUUCUUUUUAAAUUUAAAAAAAGGUUUUUAAAGACUAUUCUAUAACACUUAUUGCUAUUUUUUAACUAAGAAAUGUUAUUUAUUUAGAAGGCACGUUUGGCUUAUGUUACAUUUUCAAUGUACUAAAACCGUGCUUUAUCUUUCAGACUGCCCAGACAAAGAAUUCUUCCUCAUCAAACUAACUUCAUUGGUAAUAAACUCAGAAAAUGAAGCCCAUCACUCCCAGCCGGCAAUGUCAAACGACUUCAACAUUGAUAUUUACGUAGUAGAACAACCUGAAAACCAUAUCAAAGUAGCGGCCGACCCUCAGGGUACCAUUGAACUAGCCAUCGACCACUUUCAAUUUGCUCAAAUCAUCAAAGUCCAACAGAUCGUCAACGUUUUAAUGGAACAAAUCAAGUCUGACCGGGUCUUUUUCCACAAGAGAUAUUGUCAUAAGAACGAGGAACCCAAAGUUUCGGUCUACUGUGCUUUGGAACGGGUAGGUAUUGUAUUGUUUUAGGCAGUAGGUAGUGUUUUUGAAAGUUAGAGACUUUUUUGGGCAAUCUACUAUUAUAUUAUCUUAUUUACCAUAAGGUAGUAUAAAAGUGAAUUGGUCAAAAUUUAGUAAAAAAUAUUUUAUUUUUAGGUAAUUUUGAACAUUGUUCUACCUCCAAUACCAGUACCAUCUCCCUACGAAGUUAAGAGAAUGUUACCGACUUCAGACACCGAAGGGUCUUUGUCUUCAGGUAUGUUAAUAUGUUUAAGUCUUUUUGACAAAAAAGGGUAAGAAAAGCGAAAUGUAGGUAUGCAAACUGUAUUGAAAUGGUAGCAUUUAAACUAAACGGCGAAUAGAUUCAAAGUAUUUAUUAAAUGUAUUAAAAUGUACAAAAACAAAAGUAAAGAAUGGUUUGGAAUGUUCUGUUUUCAUCCGUAAUUCAGAUCAUAUUCAGACUUUUUGGAAUAA
This is a messenger RNA of Bursaphelenchus okinawaensis, 4234 nucleotides long. NCBI's taxonomy places the organism in Eukaryota, Metazoa, Nematoda, Chromadorea, Rhabditida, Aphelenchoididae. The record is from the annotation of a GenBank genome assembly.